AUGAAGCAACUAAAAGACAAGUCCACCAUUCCAUCCAAAAUAUCCUUCCCUUUCCAAAAAUUCACACAUCAAAAGCACUGCCGCCUCCGUCCCCUUUCUCACAGUUUCGACAGCGACCACAAUUUCUCCUUCAGCGACGGUCACAAGGGGAACUAUAUUGAUGUAGCGCAGCUGUUUGCCAAGGCAUUAGGAAAAACGCUUGCAUCCCUAAAUGUCAAUGAUCAGAAGAUUGGAUUUGAACAAGAACGAUCCAAUCUCGGUGCUGAAUCAGUAACCCUGGAAGCUAAAAAAGAGGCAGUAUCCAAAAUGGUCACAAACUUGUGUUUGAGUCAGUUCCAGAUGGUGAAGGAAAAUGGAACAUGCAGGCUGCUUCUUCCAUUUGGACGUUUACAGUACCGUAUUUAUACCUAA
Vicia faba (fava bean) is the source of this 411-nucleotide messenger RNA. The record is from the annotation of a GenBank genome assembly. NCBI's taxonomy places the organism in Eukaryota, Viridiplantae, Streptophyta, Magnoliopsida, Fabales, Fabaceae.